This is a messenger RNA of Anoplophora glabripennis (Asian longhorned beetle), 1476 nucleotides long. It is a transcript of the gene cass, whose product is annotated as apoptosis inhibitor 5. NCBI's taxonomy places the organism in Eukaryota, Metazoa, Arthropoda, Insecta, Coleoptera, Cerambycidae. Gene Ontology annotation, cellular component: nucleus. Gene Ontology annotation, molecular function: RNA binding. The record is from RefSeq and is a predicted model, not a curated record. The annotation marks the transcript as partial. Gene Ontology annotation, biological process: negative regulation of apoptotic process. The transcript is spliced from 6 exons.
AUAAGAAUUUCUGCAAUGAAAGUACUGCCUCUUCUUUGCAAAGAUGCUAAAGAACAUGUAUGCAGAGUUGCUGAUAUUUUAGCUCAACUAUUGCAAUUAGAAGACCAAGAUUAUAACACUGCAUGCAGCGCAUUAAUUCAAGUAUUUAAAGAAGACGAACUAAAUACUGUUAAAGCUAUUUUUAACCACAUACAUACAACUGAAGAGAAUACUUCAAGAGAGAAGAAUAUUCAAUUUUUAUAUAAGAAAUUAAUAAAAAUUCCAGAAAAGCUAAGUUCAGAAAUAGAAGAAAUAUUAUUAGAGGAAGGGAAGAAAAUUAUUCAAGAUGCAAGUGCCACAGAAUUUUGGGUUGUAAUGCCUUAUUUAACAUCUUCAAAACUGGCAAAAACCAUAACUGGGCAAAAGGAGUUGGUUGAACUAGUGGCGGAGAGGGCAGAAAUUGAUAGAGAUUUUGAUCCACAUGAAGAAGGAACCUCUGACCGUAUUAUUAUGUGUGUUGAAUGUAUAUUACCUUUAUUUAAUGCUAAUGUGGAAUCAACAAAGUUUUUAAUCUAUUAUUGUGAUCAAAUUCUACCACAUUGGGAUGAAAUAGGAAAACUAAAUGAUGGCAGCACCUUGCAAUAUCAGUUUUUAAAACAACUGACAGAGCUCAGUGCACAUUGUGGAAAAUUGGAAAAUCCAUCGUUACACGUGGUGCAAAUUUUUGAUAAACUUAAGCAAUACAUGCCACUUCCUCCAGAUGAUGUUGAUAUAGAUAAAAUGCCUAAUUUAGACUUCACCACUGUAGAAUGUCUGUUGUAUUCCUUUCACCGAUUAGCACGGCAAUGUCCCGAUUUUCUCACAGCUGAUCCGCUAGUAUUAAAAGACUUCCGUUCAAGAUUGAACUAUUUUUCACGUGGAGUUGGAGGCUGCAAAAAAUCUUUAGAAAAAAUACAAGUGAAAAAGGAUGACGUUGAUAAAAUUAAAAUUGCACCUGCUGUGCUUGACAAUAUAACGGCACUCAUUAAGGAUUUGUUUUAUACAACACCUGUAUAUAAGUGCAACAUUCAGUUGUCGUUUAAGACUAUCGAUAAUAAGAUCAAAAUAUCUCCUGCAAAACCAACUGGACCACAAAAAAGGCACGUCCCAAUAACAUUUGACUCUAGCAAUGGUUCGUCAUCCAAACACAUUCGGUCAAAUAAAAGUGGUGAAAAUGUAAAACUGUAUACACCACCAAGUGGGAAAUUUAGCAACAACUUUCAGAAUUAUGAUCGGCCUUCUAUCAGAGGCAGAGGAAACAGAGGAGGAAGAAGUAUAAGAGGGCGAGGAUCUUUAAGAGGAGGAUGGAGAAACUGAUUGUUUGUUUUUACAGAUCAUUUCUGAUUUUAAUUUUAUUAUUAAUUUUCUGAUAUUCGGAUUUAUAUUUUUUUUCUCAUUGUAAAAAUUUUCGGAAAAUGUAAAUUUGUUCAAUUAUAAUAUAAAGACUUUAAAACACAA